AUGGAGAAGCUGGAUGAGAGCAAGUUCGAGCAGCGGCUAGAGCUCUGGGCGCUCCGCAUUCCCCGUGAGCUCGCCUCCGCAGUCACCCGCCUCCUUCGCUCCGGUUAUCUGCUGGACAAGCCACGGGUUAAGUCUGUAGUUGAGGAUCCCGAGGGCGACAAGAACCGGCUCGUCCUACUGUCUGAAAAGAUUCAGAAGCCCGAUUUAUCUGACAUGCCACAGCAGGCCCUUGAUUCAUUGAAGCAACUAUGCAAUGUCGAUGUUGUACCUUAUACAUUGACCCUUGAUUAUUCCUACUGGAGUGCAGGUCAUGUUGCUCAUCUGAACAUAUCUGAUGACUUGCUAGCAUAUAAAAAUGUCAUAGCAAAGGUUAUCUAUGAUAAAAAUUAUCCAAGGAUUCAGACCGUGGUGAAUAAAGUGGGGACAAUAACAAAUGAAUUUAGAGUCCCAGAGUUUGAGAUCUUAGCAGGGAAAAAUGAUAUGGUUACUGAAGUUAAACAAUAUGGUGCAACAUUCAAACUUGAUUAUGGUUUGGUCUACUGGAAUUCAAGACUCGAGCAUGAGCAUAUCAGAUUAGUUUCCCUGUUCAAGAAAGGAGACGUUAUAUGUGACAUGUUUGCUGGUAUAGGUCCAUUUUCAAUCCCGGCUGCUCAGAAAGGAUGUGUUGUGUAUGCAAAUGACUUGAAUCCAGAUAGCGUUCAUUAUCUAAGAACUAAUGCAAAGAUUAACAAGGUUGAUGACUAUAUAUUCGCCUACAACAUGGAUGCUAGAGUGUUCAUGCAAAAUUUGAUGACUGUGCCUGGUUUGGAAACUGGAUCAGACUCUCAAGUUGCUGCUGAUGAAUCCUAUCCUAAAGAAGGGGUCCCUGCUAAUGAAAAUUCAUCUUCAAAUGGAAAUCAUAAUGAUGUUCGUGAGGGCAGUCAAAAUGGUGCUAAUGAAUCCUCUGUGGCAAGCACUACUGCCAAAAAGCGACCACAAACUUCAGAGGAAGGUGAACCUGAUUGCCAAGAUGGAGAUGCUAAUCAAACAAAAAUACGAAACAACAAGAGAGUGAGAGGACCAGGGCCACCACCAUCCAAGCCAUGGGAACACUUUGAUCAUGUACUGAUGAAUCUACCUGCUUCUGCUCUGCAUUUCCUCGAUUGUUUUGAUGGUCUCGUCCAAAAGAAAUACUGGACAGGAUCACUACCUUGGAUACACUGUUAUUGUUUCAUCCGUUCAAGUGAAUCUGAAGAAUCGAUACUCUCUGAAGCACAGAAUAAAUUAAAUGCUAAGAUAGCAGAACCGAUAUUCCAUAGGGUUCGUGAUGUUGCACCAAACAAGGCUAUGUUUUGUUUAAGCUUCAAGCUACCUAUGCAGUGUCUUAAGGAGGACGACAGUGAAAAUCACAUUGGAUCAGUUGCCUAG
Molecule: messenger RNA, 1407 nt
Organism: Miscanthus lutarioriparius
Lineage: Eukaryota; Viridiplantae; Streptophyta; Magnoliopsida; Poales; Poaceae
Source: the annotation of a GenBank genome assembly